GUGUGUGUGUGUGUGUGUGUGUGUGUGUGUGUUUGUGUUGGAUGACAAUUGAGGAGCCGUGGACUGAGUAACCUCUUUUAUGUUUGCUGUUCACACAGCCCUACCUUACCCCCACACUGCCCCCCAACUGUGGGGCAUGAUUUUGCAACUGAUCUUCUGCAUGCGUUUUUAUUGAUAGCCUAGUUUUUAUGUGUAUAUACUGUACAUACGUACUAUAUUGGCUACCUUUUCUUUAAUUUGGAUUAUACUUUAAUUGCACAUUCAACUAGUAUUUAAUACAGAUUUCUUAGUUAUGUGCAUAGAUUUAUGUUCAAACUUAUUUAACCCCCAUUGUAAGUGUGUGCUUUAGUAAGACUGACAUUUAUUUUUGUAAAUCCUAUUUGUAAAUAAGACCAAAGAAAUCAUGUACAAUUGCAAUAUUUCUGGUGAUAUACCAACAAAUGUCCUCUCUGUGUGGACAACAUUAUCCAUUGUGGUUUAUCCGCAUCCUUCUUGACAUCCUAGAAUUGAACCCUCUUGUUCUUUGGAAGCAGGGGAAUGCACCUGGGAAUUCUAGCAUGGAGGCUUUCUAUUAUGCUUCUUAUAGUGUGACCUGAAACUUUCCACCUCCAUCUGAACCAGAGGGGGGAAAAUUCAGGUGCAGGGGCCACAUCCAGCCCGCUGAGCCAUUUGAUGCGGCCCGCAGAGCCUUUUCAAGAAAGGCAACUUUUAAAUUCAGAUUCACGUGGUCACUCACCAUUCUUAAAAUGACUACCUAAAACAGGGGUCUGGCCAACUUAAAAUGAACCAAGUACAUAGGCUGCAUCUUACAUUUCAUUACAAUGUUCAGGAAUGGCAUAGCUGACAAGUUAUGCUAGCGUAGACUGUUUCUUAUUAUUGGGCAAGUUUCUAAACUCAGUGUGGCCCUCGGGCCAAAAUAAUUGUACACCCCUGAAAACACAGCACACAAUGGCACAACGGUAUUUUCAUAUUUUGAUUACAGUUCUUCAAAAAAGGGGGUACACUUAUUGAGUCUUGACCAAAUUGCAUCUGAGAAUCAAUGCUUGGUUUUCUGGUAUAUGUUGUGUCAAAAUGAUUAGGAUGUUAACUGAAUGAGAGACUUCAAAUACAUGUUAUACAAAUCAGCAUGACAUUGCAAAUUUUUUGGCAUGAACUUUUGUUGGCAUACUGUAUGCUGGGUUGUGUAUUUUGGAAGCUGUACAUGCCAACCGGUCAUUUGCUGUGUUUGACCUUGCUGGGACAUAAUGCACUAUAACACCAGUUGAUAGGGCUGGUCUGGGGGAGAAAUAGGGCCCGGGCACUUUUGGAUUAAAGGGGCCCCUCACAAUUAGCGGCGCAGAACUGACUCACCGUUGAGCCCCGCACCCUCAUGGGCCAUUUUUUUUAUUAGAUUUCAGAAAAUAUGGGCCCAUCGGGAAAUGCCCGUUAUGCCAGAUAGCCAGUCCAGCCCUGCCAGUUGAUCAUUUGUGAACCCCUGUAGUUCAACCUGUAAGGAUGGGAACCAUUGGCUUGUCUCAUUUCUUUUUAUUUCUUUUUUAUUAUACAUUUUUUGGUCUUUCUGACUUUUUUUCCAUUUAUGACAGGACAGUGAAGGUGGUGACAGGAAACGAGAGGGUAGAGAGAGAAGGGCAAGGGCCGGCAAAGGAUCCGGGCCAGGAAUCGAACCUGGGUCGGCCGCAUGCCAGACGAGUUGGCCACGGCAGGACCUGUCUCAUUUCAUUUUAUACUGAAACUUGUUCCCACAGACAGUUGUUUUUUUAUUGUGACCUGUAUUGCGCAUGUGCUCUUCAUCAGAUGAAUCAGUGCUGUGUAGUACUGUAUGAGUUUCUGUACUAUGUGAUGGUGGAGUGCCGAGGCCGAUGCCUGUCCCAUAUUGCUGAGGAAUGAAGGUUUGGAUGAGAAGAUGGCCUCGACUGCUAGAGGACAAGUGCACUAUUUUGAACAUUAAUCAAUUUUUUCUGAGUUGUCUUCCAUGUUUAGAGAGCCCGCCUCAACAAUUAUUUCAUGUUUGCUGCUGUCUCUGUUAUUUGGCUAAUUUGGAUUUUGUCUGAGCCGGCUUUAGGGCAUGACAUGUCCAUAUCUGUUCUUAAAACCACCCUACAUAUUUGUUGUCAAGAAUGUGUAACCUCACAGCCCUGGCCUAACGGUAUGGCACUGGGUUACUACACCGGCGACCUAGGUUUGAUUCUGGCCCGGGUCAUUUGCCGAUCCUUCCCCGUCUCUUUCUCCCCACUCAUUCCUGCCUCUCCUCUGCUGUCCUGUCGAAAAUAAAGGUAUAAAAAGUCCUAAAAAAUAUAUUACAAAAAAAGAAGAAUGUGCAACUGUCGCUGUUUUUAAGUGUGCUUUAUGAACAACUUGCUUACCGUACUUACUUAUUUGUUUCAUAGUUCCUGUGUUUCUGCCAAAGUGCUACUGAAACGACCUCUGUUGCUGGGCAGCCAUGAGUGUGGCCAAGAAGGAACCACGCGAGCCCUGCUGCUCCAAACUGAAGCUGUUCCUGAUGGCGCUGUCGUUCGUCUACUUCGCCAAAGCGUUCCAGGGUUCCUACAUGAAGAGCUCGGUCACUCAGAUCGAGAGGCGCUUCGAUAUCCCCAGCUCUAUAAUCGGGGUCAUCGAUGGCAGCUUUGAAGUCGGUAACCUGUUGGUCAUAACGUUUGUGAGCUACUUUGGUGCCAAGCUGCAUCGGCCACGUUUGAUUGGUGCAGGCUGCCUCAUAAUGGCCGCCGGAGCCUUCUGCACUGCCCUGCCACACUUCUUCCAGGGGACGUACAAAUAUGAGACCACCAUCUACUCUACCGAGGGCAACUCAUCCAAGACGGUGCUGCCAUGCCAUAGCCACCUUGAAGAGGAGGGAGAAGCUCCCACCGCCCAGAGCCAAGCAGAGUGUGAGAAGGCGGCCGGCUCCUCCAUGUGGAUCUACGUGUUCCUGGGGAACAUGCUGAGGGGUAUCGGGGAGACGCCUGUCAUGCCCUUGGGGGUCUCCUACCUGGAUGACUUCGCCCGUGAGGAAAACACUGCCUUCUACCUGGCAUGUAUACAGACAAUAGGUAUCAUGGGUCCCAUGUUUGGCUACAUGCUGGGAUCUUACUGUGCAAAGAUCUAUGUGGACAUCGGUGUGGUAGAUAUGGACAGCAUAACCAUCAACCAUAAGGACUCGCGCUGGGUGGGCGCCUGGUGGGUGGGCUUCAUCAUCACCGGCAGCGUCAUGCUUCUGGCCGGCAUCCCCUUCUGGUUCCUGCCCAAGAGCCUGCCCAAACAGGGGCAGAAGAAGAGCAAGGGGAAGGAGGGCGGGGAGGCAAGCGCUGAGCAGGAGACCUUGAUGAAGAAGAAUGACCAACCGGUGUCAAUGGUGGCUAUGGCCAAAGACUUCCUCCCGUCGCUGAAGAGGCUGUUCAGUAACUCGGUCUACAACCUCAUCAUCCUCACCUCCCUAGUGGCAGUCAACGGCUUCAUUGGCAUGAUCACCUUCAAGCCCAAAUUCAUGGAGCAGACGUACGGACAGUCACCCUCAAAGGCCAUCUUCCUCAUAGGCAUCAUGAACCUGCCAGCUGUGGCUCUGGGCAUCAUCACGGGGGGCACCCUGAUGAAACGUCUGAAACUGAGCGUGCUCGGAGCAGCUCGCAUCUCCCUCAGUGCAUCCUUCAUCUCCUUCUGCCUCAUGCUCUCACAGUACUUCCUGCAGUGCGACAACGCACAGGUGGCAGGACUCACCGUCAACUACCAGGGGGCGGCAGCGGUGUCAUACGACCAGAGCACCCUGCUCUCCCCGUGCAACCAGGCUUGCUCCUGCUCCAUAAAGCACUGGGACCCCGUCUGCUCCCAUAACGGCCUGACCUACGCCUCCCCCUGCCUGGCCGGAUGCCACAGCACCACUGGCACUGGCAAAGACAUGAUCUUCCACAACUGCACGUGUGUGUCGGAGGUAGCCAUGCCGCCAGCCAACAUGUCCGUCACACUCGGACAGUGCCAACGCAAGGAAGACUGUGAUUGGAUGUUCAAGUGGUACAUGGGCGUGUCUGUGGUGGGGGCAUUUGUGUCAGCUUGCGGGGCAACACCUGGAUAUAUCGUCCUGCUCAGAUCAAUCGCCCCUGAUCUGAAGUCACUCGCGUUGGGAAUGCAGACGCUGAUAGUAAGGACACUAGGUGGCAUCCCUCCUCCCAUCUACUUCGGGGCGCUGAUUGACCAGACCUGCCUGAAGUGGGGCACCAAGCGCUGUGGGGGACAGGGGGCCUGCCGAAUCUACGACACAGACGCCUUCAGGUCGAGGUUCCUGGGCCUUAUGUACGGGCUGUACGCCCUGUCCUAUGUCCUCUGGGGGGUGCUGUACCGCACCCUGGUCAAGAGGCAGAGGAAGCUGGCCAAUAGGGCCAAGGAAGAGGAGCAGGCAGCCAAUGGAGUGGCUGCAUCUCCUGCCAACAUCCAGAUAGCCAAUGGGACGGCGAAGGACCUGGGUGGCGGCUCUGAAGCGGACAAAGGCAAAGCAGAGGAGGACAGGGAGACGACAAUCUGAGGAGAGACUUGCUGGAGCCGCUGGUAGUAUUAGCAGGUGCCAAUGUUUUUUUUGUUUUUUUUUACUGUGAGUUUUUUUUACGGUGAUCCACAAAAUAUUCAAACCACAAACCACAACAGUUGAGUCACAGAAUAGCUGCGGAAAUGGUCUCAAAUUUCCUU
Molecule: messenger RNA, 4671 nt
Organism: Engraulis encrasicolus (European anchovy)
Lineage: Eukaryota; Metazoa; Chordata; Actinopteri; Clupeiformes; Engraulidae
Gene: slco1d1
Product: solute carrier organic anion transporter family, member 1D1
Exons: 14
Coding region: 2441-4510 (689 amino acids)
Biological process (GO): transmembrane transport; sodium-independent organic anion transport
Cellular component (GO): plasma membrane
Molecular function (GO): protein binding
Source: RefSeq, a predicted model, not a curated record